Molecule: messenger RNA, 8724 nt
Organism: Anoplopoma fimbria (sablefish)
Lineage: Eukaryota; Metazoa; Chordata; Actinopteri; Perciformes; Anoplopomatidae
Gene: slc12a2
Product: solute carrier family 12 member 2
Exons: 27
Coding region: 446-3940 (1164 amino acids)
Biological process (GO): chloride ion homeostasis; chloride transmembrane transport; sodium ion transmembrane transport
Cellular component (GO): membrane
Molecular function (GO): sodium:potassium:chloride symporter activity; ammonium channel activity
Source: RefSeq, a predicted model, not a curated record
GAGCCCACCCUUUAAUGAUGCCGACUGCAGUGUGUAUAAUAGCAGCGAGGGCAGCUCCGGGAGUCUAGGAGGAGCUGCAGCAAGGUCGACAACAGCAUCCCACACCGAACGAGGGAAAGACCGGGCUGGACGGGAUUUAGUCAAGUGGCCGAGCAAGUGAAAGUUACCGGGAGUAUUUUGGGGGAUUUACUUCCGCGGAAGAAGGAGGUAGAGAGUGGAUAAAAGUUUCCUGCCCUGUAGCCUCAUGUAACAAGGCAGCUAGCGAGCUAGUACCGCUGUCGGCGCGUCUCGGAGCAGGCAGAUCAGCGUGUUCUUCCCCGUUGUACGUGUGUCACCGGGCGACUCCCGGGCUUCCACACUUCCUCCAGUUAGUUUGUGGGCCACAACGUGUCUCCCCCUCCUCUCCCCCCUACUGUCUCCACGUUUUUUGUGUGUUUUUUGUGCCAUGUCAGCGCCAUCCUCAACACCCUCCGCCGCGGCAGAGAGCGCCGCGCCGGAACAUGAUUUUCUAGCCCCAGAUGCGGGGCCGAAGCCGCCCGGUCCGACGCCCAGCCAGAGCCGGUUCCAGGUGGACAUUGUGGCCGAGGCAGCGGGCGCCACCGAGGAUAAGUCCCCGAGCUCCGACGCCUCCACCACCGUCCCAUCCAGCGACUCGGCCACUCCCGCCGCCGCCCCUUCAGAUGGUCCGGGUGCGAAUCCUGGAGCCGGCGGCGGAGAGGAAGCCAAAGGCCGGUUUCGCGUGGUGAACUUCGCGGAUCCGAGCGGAGCGGAGAGCGGGGCCUCUCCGGAGGCGCCGGCCGAGGGGCUGCAGAACGGGGACACGGUGAUGAGCGAGACCAGCUUGCAUUCAUCCACGGGGGGCCAGCAUCACUACCACUACGACACCCACACCCACACAUAUUACAUGAGGACUUUUGGCCACAACACCAUCGAUGCAGUGCCCAACAUCGAUUUCUACCGGCAGACAGCAGCACCGCUGGGGGAGAAACUCAUCCGACCCACCCUGUCGGAGCUGCACGACGAGCUGGACAAGGAGCCCUUUGAGGAUGGGUUUGCCAACGGGGAUGAGCUCACCCCUCCAGAGGAGGCCGCUGCUAAGGAGGCAGCCGAGUCCAAAGGAGUGGUCAAGUUCGGCUGGGUUAAGGGGGUGCUGGUCCGCUGCAUGCUGAACAUUUGGGGUGUGAUGCUCUUCAUCCGCAUGUCAUGGAUCGUGGGUCAGGCUGGAAUUGCUCUGGCCUGUUUGAUCGUCGCCAUGGCCACCGUGGUGACAACCAUCACCGGCCUCUCCACAUCGGCCAUCGCCACCAACGGAUUCGUACGAGGAGGUGGAGCAUAUUACUUGAUUUCGAGGAGUCUUGGCCCAGAGUUCGGAGGUUCUAUUGGUCUGAUUUUUGCCUUUGCCAAUGCAGUGGCUGUAGCCAUGUAUGUGGUGGGCUUUGCCGAAACUGUCGUGGAACUUCUUGCCGGUGUAGAUGCCAUUAUGACCGAUGAACUCAACGAUAUCCGCAUCAUCGGCACCAUCACAGUUAUCCUUCUCCUGGGCAUCUCCGUGGCAGGAAUGGAAUGGGAGGCCAAGGCCCAGAUAUUCUUGCUCAUUGUCCUCAUCACAGCCAUCAUCAACUACUUCAUCGGAACUUUCAUUCCUGUCAAGGCGAAGGAAUCUUUGGGCUUCUUCGGCUACGACGGUGCAAUCAUGUGGGAAAACAUGGGCCCCGACUUCCGGGGCGAGACGUUCUUCUCUGUCUUCGCCAUCUUCUUCCCUGCCGCCACUGGUAUUCUGGCUGGAGCCAACAUUUCAGGAGACCUCGCUGACCCACAGCUGGCCAUUCCCAGAGGAACCCUGCUGGCCAUAUUGAUCACAGGAAUAGUCUACCUGGGUGUCGCUGUUUCGACAGGCUCCUGCAUCGUGAGAGACGCCACCGGGAACAUGAACGACACAGUCAGUUCUCAGUUCAUGAUGAACUGCACCGACGCAGCCUGCAAGUUCGGCUACGAUUUCUCCACAUGCAGGACCGAAAAAGACAGCUGCCGCCACGGCCUGCAGAACGACUUCCAGGUGAUGAGCAUGGUUUCUGGUUUUGGGCCACUUAUCACUGCUGGAAUCUUCUCUGCCACUCUGUCCUCAGCGCUGGCCUCCCUAGUCAGUGCACCUAAAGUUUUUCAGGCUUUAUGUAAGGACAACAUCUACCCCGGCCUGGGCAUGUUCGCCAAAGGCUACGGCAAGAACAACGAGCCCCUCCGAGGCUACAUCCUGACCUUCGGCAUCGCUCUGGCCUUCAUCCUCAUCGCUAAGUUGAACAUAAUUGCCCCCAUCAUCUCCAACUUCUUCUUGGCGUCCUACGCCUUGAUCAACUUUUCUGUGUUCCACGCCUCACUGGCUAACUCACCAGGAUGGCGUCCCAGCUUCAAAUACUACAACAUGUGGGUUUCACUCGCUGGAGCGAUACUGUGCUGCGUGGUGAUGUUCGUCAUCAACUGGUGGGCUGCUCUCAUGACCAACGUCAUCGUUCUGGGUCUUUUUAUCUACGUCAGCUACAAGAAGCCAGAUGUGAACUGGGGCUCGUCGACCCAGGCUCUGACCUACCACCAGGCCCUGACCCACACUCUGCACCUCAGCGGAGUUGAGGACCACAUCAAGAACUUCAGACCCCAGUGUUUGGUGAUGACUGGUUACCCCAACUCCCGUCCAGCUCUUCUGGAUCUGGUCCACUCCUUCACCAAGAACGUAGGCCUGAUGAUGUGUGGUCACAUUCGCACAGGCUACAGAAGGCCAAACUUCAAAGAACUGGCCACAGACCAGGCCCGGUACCAGCGUUGGCUACUGAAGAACGAGACCAAGGCCUUCUACUCACCGGUGUUCGCUGAGGACAUGAGGCAGGGUACACAGUACUUGCUCCAGGCGGCCGGCCUGGGUCGACUAAAGCCAAACACCCUGGUGCUGGGCUUCAAGAACGACUGGAGGGACGGAGACAUGAUGAAUGUGGAGACUUACAUCAGUAUGAUCCACGAUUCCUUUGACUUCCAGUUCGGUGCUGUCAUUCUGCGACUGAAAGAGGGACUGGAUGUGUCCCACAUCCAGGGACAAGAUGAGCUGCUGUCAUCCCAGGAGAAGUCCUCCGGGAUGAAAGAUGUGAUCGUGUCCAUAGAUACCAGCAAAGACUCUGACGCAGACUCCUCCAAGCUGUCGUCCAAGGCCACCAGCCUCCAGAACAGUCCGGCUAUGCAGAAAGAUGAUGAGGAGGACAGCAAAGCUACGACUCGGCCCCUGUUGAAAAAAGACAAGAAGAGCCCAACUCUCCCCCUGAAUGUGUCCGACCAGAGGCUGCUGGAGGCCAGCCAGCAGUUCCAGAAGAAACAAGGGAAGGGCACCGUGGAUGUCUGGUGGCUGUUUGACGACGGAGGUCUGACCCUGCUGAUCCCCUACCUGCUGACCAACAAGAAGAGGUGGAAGGACUGCAAGAUCCGCGUCUUCAUCGGAGGCAAGAUCAACAGGAUCGAUCACGACCGCCGAGCGAUGGCCACUCUGCUGAGCAAGUUUAGGAUAGACUUCUCAGACAUCAACGUGCUGGGAGACAUAAACACCAAGCCCAAGAAGGAGCACGUGUCGGCCUUCGAGGAGAUGAUCGAGCCGUAUCGGCUGAAGGAAGACGACAUGGAGCAGGAGGCGGCCGAGAGGCUGAAGGACAGCGAGCCCUGGAGGAUCACCGACAACGAGCUGGAGCUCUACCGCGCCAAGACUAAUCGUCAGAUCAGACUCAACGAGCUGCUGCAGGAGCAUUCCAGCACAGCCAACCUCAUCGUCAUGAGUCUGCCACUGGCCAGGAAGGGCGCGGUGUCCAGCGCUCUGUACAUGGCCUGGCUGGAGGUGUUGUCCAAGGACCUGCCUCCCAUCCUCCUGGUGCGCGGCAACCACCAGAGCGUCCUCACCUUCUACUCUUAAAUACACACGGGAGAACAGAAGUUUUUAAGUCUCACAUCCACUUCUGCCUCUGGGAGCAGACCACACACACACACACACACACACACACACACACACACACACACACACACACACACACACACACACACAUCCCAGCUCCAGUCCAGACCUAAGGUGCACUACAUACACUCCAGAGACGGUAGAAAACACAGCCACUGAUGGAAACAACGCUGGUAAUGUGAAUAAAGAUGAAGGAAGUGAUACUGGUUGAGAUGUGUAAAAGCCUUCAAGUGAUAGAGGAAUGUGGGGGGGGGUGGGGGGUUGUAAGGUUGCCCACUCUGCUCUUUUCUCUCUAUUUAUUCCAAGAUGUCCGGGUUUUUUUUCUCUUGUAGCUCUAGUUUCUUCUAAUUUCCUCAUGACAUUUUUUUCAUAUUUGUCAAAGUUGAUUGCUCUCAGGCUCCAAAGCAGUCGCGCACAAUGUUCUCAUUGUCGUUCUCACAAUCUGGAGUAUCUUGAUGUCAUACUCGUCACGUUAAUUGGACCAUUUUUUUGUUUGUGAUGCAGCAAUAAUCACCCUGUUGUUAUCCUUAAACUUUGGGAGAGAACCAUGCAGAAUGCUUUGCAACACUCUCUAAAGCCUUAUGGAUGUGCCUUCCAGUUGAAUCAGAUGAAAUAAUUAUAAUCUAUCCAGAUUGACAAUAUUACCUAUUAUAUUAGUGGAUACUAGUUAGUUUUAUUGAGUUUUAAAUGUGAUUCCUUCUUAGUUGGAGCAUUGUAUUUAUGCGAGUGGGUUGCAUGGAUUUAAUGAAGGGUGUCCACUUGGUUGCAUGAAGACUUUCUGUCAUUUCUCUUUCUUUCCCUUUUUACCCCCAAUCAACAUGUUUAUUUAUGGCCAUAGCAUUUUUUUUAAAUUCACCUUUUUAGUUUUCCUUUUAAAGCUGUUGAAUAUUUACGAUAGCCUCAGCUAUUCGACACAUGACGCAGUUUAAUCUUUUAGGCCCUGUGCCUAAAAAUGUUUUUAUGGGUCUUAAAUUUAAGAUCUUAUGUUUGUCAGAAAAGAUGUGAACGUAGUUUUUCCACUCGCCUCGGCAGGUGGAGAGACUAUGCCGAUUGACUAAAUGAAGUCUUUCUUUUAACAACUUCUGUGUUUCUGUGUCCACAUGUAUGGUUCUUCCCCUGAGAAAGACACUGCUCUACCCAAUAAGCUAGCUAAAACCUUGCCUUAACACUAGAACUAACGAUUGUCACGAGUUCCUUUUCUCUUAUAAGCCAUAGUGGCUGGACAGUCUGUGGGUAAAUGCAGAUAGCGACCUGCUGGUUACAUGUCAUGAGAAGUGUUUCAGCACAAUUGUUCUUCUUUACUGUAUAUGCAUCCUUAUUUUUUUCCCAUAGUCCACCUGCAUUAGUCUGUUACAUUGCUUUCUGUGUGCUGCCGGCGAAGCGGUCAAUCAACGGAUAGUAACGGCAGCACUUUGGUGCCACAGUAGACUUGUUGCUCGUUUGCCAUCCGCUGGUCUCCCGUUCCUACGAAGCCUGUGAUGGGCAGAGAGAGCGACCCACACACGAGCUUCACACUGGAAGACUUGCUGGCAGGAAGAAUGUGACUUUAGAAUGUGUCAUGGCUAAGUGAACAUAUACUUCUAUGCAUAUGAGCUUGUGUUGCGAAAGUACUUGUAAUAAAAGUCCAUGUCCAUGUGAACGGAUCUACUCGCCUCAGUUCAUGUCAGGCAGCGGCUUGUAGCCUUUUUGUGAGGGCGCCAUGGCUCCAAGAAAAGCCAUGUGUCGACCAUUUCCCUAUUUUAAAUAGGUCACAUGUAUCUCCCUGUUCUGCUCUGACGUCGUCGGCCCAAAUUAAAACUGGUUUCUGCUGUUACAAAACGACAACUUCCUUUUUUGGAGCGCCAUGAUGAAUUUAUUCCCAAGGUGCGUUCAGAAUGAAUGCAAAGUGAAAUUUAGAUGUCUCACCAUUGCCUUUUAAAAUUUGUGUAAAGGAGUACCAGAGCCUUAUACGGCGUCUUUAUGUCACUCUCCUCAGCCCGAAGUCCAAAUAUGGUCACUUCGACUAACUGGUUGCAAAAAAAACCAAGAUGGUGACGGCCAAAAUGCCAACCUCAAGGCUUCAAACCCCCUAGUCCACAAACCAAUGAACAAGGUCAAGACAACUUCGUCCACUUCUUAUAUAGUCUAUGGCAAAGAUGCAUAGGAGUGAAAAAAAAUGCAUGCUUAUUCCAAAGAGUUUCAAUUCAUAAAAAUAGAGACAAAUAAAAAUAAAAAAAACAAGUUGAGUCUUUAGAAAAUAAAGAAUGAACAGGAAGUUGAUGUUUUGCUCUGAAAUCAGAUUUCACAGCUAGCUCACACUGAAUGGCUGUGCAGUCACUAAAGACCAGUAAACAGAUAACUGAACCAGUUAAGCGAUAUAAUGUGUGUUUAACAAUUUGUUUUCAGUCUGAACACACCUUAAGUCACCUUCAGUGGGGCACACAUAAGUGUUUCAUAUGAGUGCAUUGCCCUGAAAAAUGAAUAAUUUCAUUUGAUUCUGGAUAACAUAAGUCUUUGGGUUAAUCAGGAAAAUGUUUUGCUAAAUGCAGUUUUUAAAAGAAAGAGAAAAUAACUGCACAGCUCAUUGUCGUUAGCAUAGAGUGGAACGGUUCCACCAUAUGCUAAUGACAGCAGCUAACUGGAGAGGAAACUCGGACCUAAACUGCAACACAAUUCAGAAGAUAAGCUCUAUCCUGGUUCUAGGUUAGAAACUGCCACAAAAUUUACGGAAUAAAACAGGGUUCUAUUUACUUCUAAUGUAGCAUGUAAUUUUAGCAUUUAGCUUGUUUCUUUCAUGUACUCUCUCCUUUACUGUAUGCAAAUCAAAAGAGAAGUGUGAACACAAUGCUUAGGUUAGCUGAAUGUACUGUAUAAUAUUGAACACUACCGCUCGGAGUUAUCAUUCUAAUCUCCUGUUUCUCAUCCUGUAUAUUUCCUGCAUCGGUUGCAGUAAGCGCCCAGAGGUACACCGUGUGUCGGCUUCAUUGUGCUGUUAGCCUUCAUGCAGCUGCAUCCCAUCAUCCCUCUGUGCUUCACCUGCAGAAUGUGUAGGCCGGGAAUAUGUCAUGCAUACAUACAUACGUAUGCAUGUGUGUGAUGGUUAGUAGUACUUAAACACUAACUAUAUGUCAUGCUCAUCAUUGUAUUGAAGACAGCCUUUAAUACUUUUCCAGGUAUGUGAAAAGCAUGUACUGGGUGAGGAACUCUAAACCUUUGAUUGAAGGCACAGUCAGAGACGACCCCUGCUUGAGUUAUAGCAUGCAAUAGCAUCCCCCAAAACAUCCUCACAGCUCACUGUUGGUGUUAGUAGAGGUCUUUGGAUCGGGGUUUUGACCGGAUUUAUAUCGGACUUGUGAAAAAACCCUUCUGAAGACCAGAGGAUACUUUAAUGUGGUCGCCCCAGACUGUCCAAUCAGAUCUAUUCGGGUAUUACACAUGUUGAUAAAACAGAUUGGGAUACUGCCCGACCCUAUUCGAAUUAAUCAAAUUAAAUUGUUUUGGCCCGUACAUGUAUCUGUGUAUGUGUUUUAAACUGUAAAAAUGAAAAAGUCAACACAUCUCUACCUCUGCUGCUUUGAUUUUGUCCAUUUUUGUAAAAUUUCUUACAAUUGGCCCGACUUUAUAAAAAAAGCAGCAUUAAAUCCCUGAAGGGCAACUCUGAUUGGCACAGUUGAGCGAUUGACCUUUGCCAAUAAUGCAUCAUUUCCGGUGCUACAAAAUGGUGAAGUCCAUUGAUCUCUUGUGUGGAAGUAAUUAAAACAAGAUUCUGACCUUUGGGGGCGCUAUUAUUCGCUAUGACAAAGUCCAGGAGUGUCUUUAACUCCAUUCAUUUCAGUCCUGCUGUGAAGCACUCACUCUCCCUUACUGUUACAUAGCAACAAUAUUACAAACAACACGGGUUACUCUAUAUUUGUACAUUAAAGAAUCUCUCUCUCUCUAUAUAUAUAUACAUAUACAUAUGCCUAUAUAUACACAUAUAAAUGUUUUAGCCUGCCCUGGAGGGAUUUUUGAUAUGUCAUUAAAUGAAACAAAAAGACCUCCUGUCCACAUUUUACAACCAAAUAAUAAGUGUUUGUGUGUGACUUCGUUUAUCUCCCGAUAGAUUUUGAAACCUGUCUGACGGUACUGCUGUUCUACUGAACAAACCCAAUGUGUCCUGUACUCAUAUUGUCAGCCACCAUGUCAUCAUUUGAUAUCUCCUGAUCAUCCGAUGUAUUUUUCUGCCAAAGCCCCCCCCUUCCCUCUCUGGUCCCUAUCAGUGGUGUGUCGAGCCAUGAUAUUGGAUGAUGUUGUUCACGCUGCGAGCAUUAACUAUCCUGUAAAUAAACUUCGUAGUCUAAUGGUAUAAACAAAGAGAAUGGAAUAAUUAUUUCAAAAUGGAGAAAGAUAUUUAUUUUAGUUCAGGAUUUUCUCCACAUUCUUUUUUUCUUUUUGCUAUAUAUUUGGUUUUGGUUGUAAGUUAAUUUGCAUGUUGAUUUCUUUUUCGUUUAUCAUUUUGUUGCCUUUUGAUUUUAGCAAAUUUUGUCUGUGUAUUUCUGUCUUUCAAUGCCUUUUGAAGAAAAGACAUCACUUAAAAAGAAAAAAGCAGAUCAAACCUGUUUUCACCUGCUUUCACACAAACAUGGAUGGAAUCGACCCAGCCGGUUGAAGCAGUAAUGUUUUGAUACACUGUACUGUUAACAGUCACAGCAAUGCUUUUUCUAACAUUUUAACAUUUAUGAUUACCAAUACUUUGUACAUCUUUUAUUGCAAUAAAUAAAUCAAAU